This is a messenger RNA of Chroicocephalus ridibundus (black-headed gull), 7424 nucleotides long. It is a transcript of the gene PLCB2, whose product is annotated as phospholipase C beta 2. Gene Ontology annotation, molecular function: phosphatidylinositol-4,5-bisphosphate phospholipase C activity; calcium ion binding. Lineage: Eukaryota; Metazoa; Chordata; Aves; Charadriiformes; Laridae. Gene Ontology annotation, biological process: release of sequestered calcium ion into cytosol; phosphatidylinositol-mediated signaling; lipid catabolic process. Bases 345 to 4064 code for a protein of 1239 amino acids. The record is from RefSeq and is a predicted model, not a curated record. The transcript is spliced from 32 exons.
GUAGGUCCCUCCUGGAGAGGCGGCGUGCGUGCGUGCAUGACUGCCCACGCGGGCAUCUCAGCCCAUCGCAAGCUUUCCUCUAGGUGACCUUGGGCUGAGCUGCUCGUGCUUGCUUGGAGAGCUGUUGAUUUACAAUGCAGAUUCAUCGGUCCUCGCCUGCCUGCCCCUGCCCCUCCUAAAAUUGGCUGGGAUAUAAGAGGCUGUUUGCUUUCUGAUGCCAACAGUGGCAGUGGCAGAGCGCCCUGCCAUGUGAGAGGCAGAGAUAGAGGAGAGGGGGCCAAGGAGGAGCAAACUGUGCAGCUGCUCUUGCUUCUGGUAGCUGAGGAGCACAUCUGUGGGACAGAAUGUCAAUGCUUACCCCUGUCCUGCAGCCCCCGGAGGUGAAGGAGUAUCUAUCCAAGGGUGAGCGCUUCAUCAAAUGGGAUGAUGAAACAGCAAGUGCCUCUCCUGUGAUUCUUCGAGUGGAUCCAAAAGGCUUUUACUUAUACUGGACCUAUCAGAAUAAGGAAAUGGAAAUUUUGGAUAUAACCAGCAUCCGAGAUACCCGAGUAGGGCGCUUUGCCAAAAUCCCCAAGUGCCAGAAGCUCCGAGAGGUUUUUAACUUGGAUUACCCUCACAGCACCUUCCUGCUUAAGACUCUGACUAUUGUAUCUGGCCCUGACAUGGUGGACCUCACUUUCCAUAACUUUGUGUCCUACAAGGAGAACGUUGGCAAGAGCUGGGCUGAGGAUAUUAUGGCCAUUGUUCGGAAUCCCCUCACAUACAACGCUUCUCGGUACACCUUCCUAGAGAAAAUCCUGGUGAAGCUGAAGAUGCAGCUUAAUGCAGAGGGAAAGAUUCCUGUCAGGAAUAUUUUUCAGAUGUUUCCUGCAGACAGGAAGAGGGUGGAAGCAGCAUUAAGCGCUUGUCAUCUUCCAAAGGGCAAGAAUGAUGCCAUCAACCCAGAGGACUUCCCUGAGACGGUGUAUAAGACUUUCCUCAUGAAUCUGUGCCCACGGCCUGAGAUUGAUGAGAUAUUUACCUCACACCAUUUAAAAGCAAAGCCCUACAUGACCAAGGAGCACUUGGCAAAGUUUAUCAAUAAGAAGCAGCGAGACUCUCGCCUCAACGACAUCCUUUUCCCACCAGCCAAACCUGAGCAGGUGCAGAGCCUGAUAGAGAAGUACGAGCCCAGCGGGAUUAACAUCCAGAGAGGGCAGUUGUCUCCAGAGGGGAUGGUCUGGUUUCUUUGUGGCCCUGAGAACAACGUGAUAGCACUGGACAAAUUGGUGCUGUACCAGGACAUGACCCAGCCGCUCUCACACUACUUCAUCAAUUCAUCACACAACACGUAUUUAACAGCUGGGCAGUUUUCUGGUAUCUCGUCUCCUGAAAUGUAUCGCCAGACGCUGCUGGCUGGCUGCCGCUGCGUGGAGCUGGAUUGCUGGAAGGGCCGUCCCCCGGAUGAGGAGCCGAUCAUCACUCACGGGUUCACUAUGACAACUGAGAUCCUCUUCAAGGAUGCCAUUGAGGCCAUUGCAGAAAGUGCUUUUAAAACAUCUCUCUACCCUGUCAUCCUGUCCUUUGAGAACCACGUGGACUCGCCCAAGCAGCAGGCGAAGAUGGCUGAGUACUGCCGAACCAUAUUUGGAGAUAUGCUGCUGACAGAGCCACUGGAAAAAUACCCACUGAAGCCUGGAAUUCCUUUGCCAAGUCCUAAGGAUCUCUUAGGGAAAAUCUUGAUUAAGAACAAAAAGAAACAAUCUGUAUCUGGGAAGAGGCAGAACUCUUUGAAGAAAGGGAGGAAUGUGGAACCAGAAAUCACUGAGCAGCCAAUGCCAACGGAUGCUGAAGAUACUGUCUGGGCAGGUGAUGUGGUUGAAGAGGAACCAGAGGACGAGGAUGAACAUCUCGGAAACCUGGAUGAAGAGGAAAUUAAAAAGAUGCAGUCAGAUGAGGGCACUGCUGGUUUGGAAGUGACAGCGUACGAGGAAAUGUCCAGCCUAGUUAAUUACAUACAGCCGAUCAAAUUUGACUCCUUUGAAGUCUCUGCCCAGAAGAACCGGAGUUAUGUCAUCUCUUCCUUCACGGAGUUGAAGGCUUAUGAUCUACUAACCAAAUUCCCCGUGCAGUUUGUAGAAUAUAACAAGCGACAGAUGAGCCGGAUUUACCCCAAAGGCACCCGGAUGGACUCCUCUAAUUACAUGCCCCAGAUGUUCUGGAACGUCGGCUGUCAGAUGGUGGCACUCAACUUCCAGACCAUGGAUGUCCCCAUGCAGCAGAACAUGGCUCUGUUUGAGUUCAAUGGCCAGUGUGGCUACCUACUCAAGCACGAAUUCAUGCGGCGUCCGGACAAGCAGUUUGACCCCUUCUCUGUGGACCGCAUUGAUGUGGUGGUGGCAAGUACCCUGUCUGUCACGAUACUCUCUGGUCAGUUCCUCUCAGACCGCAGUGUGAAGACAUAUGUGGAAGUAGAGCUGUUUGGGUUGCCAAGGGACACAAAACGCAAAUACAGAACCAAACUGACCUCCACUGCCAAUUCUAUUAACCCUGUAUGGAAAGAGGAGGCUUUUGUUUUUGAAAAGAUCAUGAUGCCUGAGUUGGCGUCUCUCAAAAUUGUGGCUUGGGAGGAAGGCGGGAAGUUCAUCGGUCAUCGUGUCAUUCCUGUUAUUGCAGUGCACUCAGGCUACCACCACAUUUGUCUCCGCAGUGAAAGCAACAUGCCCCUCACCAUGCCUUCUCUCUUUGUGUACCUGGAAGUAAAGGACUACGUUCCCGAUGCUUGGGCAGAUCUGACUAUUGCUCUCUCCAACCCCAUUAAGUUCUUCAGUCUGCAAGACAAGAGAUCAGUUAAGCUGAAAGAUGGCUCGGGGGAGAGGCCUGGCACACAAAGGAACUUCCCAUCUGCCGAAACUAACGGGAUACCAGACUCCCCCAGGAAAUUCAGCGCUCCUCUUUCUAACGGGCCUGCAGGAGCAGCGGCUCUCGCCAAGGAGGAAAACGUGAUCGAAGUGAUGCAGAUUGCAGAGCCUCAGACAGCCAGCCUCGCAGAACUGCAGCAGAUUAAGGUCUUUCUGAAGCUGCUGAAGAGGCAGGAGAAGGAACUGAGGGAGCUGGAGCGGAGAGGAAGUAAACGCAGGGAGGAGCUGCUGCAGAAAUAUUCGGUACUCUUUUCGGAGUCUGUCUGCUAUGGAGGCAAGAAAAGGAAUGCUAGGAAAACCCAGAAGAAGAGGAGUUUGACACCAGGUGACGUCGGUACACGUGCAAAUCCUGUAGAAAUGGCAGAAAGCAUUGAUAGCCGAGUUUUGGAACUGAGGGAGAGGCUGGAGAUGGACCUCAUCCAACUUGGGGAGGAACACCAUGAUGGGAUUCGAAGAAAGAAAGAGCAGCACGCCGCAGAGCAAGUUAUGAAGAUAACAGAGCUAGCCAGAGAGAAGCAGGCAGCUGAGCUGAAGGCACUGAAGGACUCAUCGGAAAGCAAUAUUAAAGACAUUAAGAAGAAGCUGGAGGCAAAGAGAGUGGACCGAAUCCAAACCAUGAUGAGGAACACAAGUGACAAGGCUGCUCAGGAGAGGUACUGGGGUGGAUGUCACCGGGCUCUGUCUGUGCGGAACGCUAGCUGUCCUGCUCCAGGCAGGUGGUGGCAGAGCCGCAGGUGCCAGGGAAGGUUGAAGAAAGAAAUUAAUAACUCUCACAUUCAGGAAGUGGUGCAAACAAUCAAACUGGUGACAGAGAAGACAGCCAGGUAUCAGCAGAAACUGGAAGAGAAGCAGGCAGAUAAUCUGAGAACAAUCAAGGAGAAAGAAAGUCAGCUCCAGCAGGAGGCACUGGCAGAGUACGAGGAGAAAUUGAGAAGCCUGAAUAUGGAGGUGCAGGAGCUGGUGAAGAACUACGCAAAAGCAGGCUUUCCUGGAGAGCCAGAGACUCAGAAGGAAGCAGUUCAGAGCGUUCCUGAGGGAGAACAAGGCUCUGCAGAACAACUGGAAGAAAAGACCCCAGUGGCGGAGGUGUCAAGGCUUGAAACAGCCCUGCCUGAGCCCCCAGGAGCUGAAACGGAUGUCGAGGUUGAAGAAAGCAUACUAUGAGAUGCUUCCCUUACCUACUGUUCCAUUUCAAGAAGCUUUAUGGAGGUCUGUGGAGAAGUUAAAGACCAGCUUGACAAACUACUACUAUCCCUUUCCACUCUGGGGAACUCUUGAAAUCCUUUAGGAAUUUACGAUUCUGUUAUCCUAGCUAUUGGAAGGCAUCUGAGGAGAUCACCCUUCAGGGAGUGCUUUGCUCUCUCUGUUUUCCACCGCCUUCGCACUAAGGUAUUUAAGCAGCGUGAAAGGGCCCGUGGCUGAAGACAAGCUACUUGUCGGCACUCAUGGCAGCAUCUACAUGAAUAUUUCCGUCUGGAUUCAGACUUCAGUUUUUAGAGUAAGUUCCCUCAUCGUUCAUCGCAUGCAUCUCUUCACAUCAGAGUGGUCUCAGAUCUAGAGCUCUCUGAACAAAAUUGAACAGCGAGACACUCUCCAGUAGCCCACCUCAUACGCUCCUACCAGCUGCGCACUGGCCCAGAAUGAAGCCUCCUGAACCCACCUAAGUGUGGGUGGCAGCUGCUCAGCAAAACCGUUCUCUUCUAAAGCAGCAUUCCUGCUGGCAACACCACCUGCUAAUGUGGAUGCAGCCCCCGUCUGUAGGAGGAAAGGUCAGUUCGAUAGCACCUCACGCCAUUUUUGUCAGCAUGGCACUUCCUUACACAACCAGUGCUGGCUUUUUAAUUGAUUCUCCACCCAGUCAGACGAGGACAGUUUUCAGUGUGUUGGUAUCCACAGGUGACUUCUGUGGGAAAGGGCAUUACCAGCGCUGCAGCUUUGCUUCUUCCUACCCUCCCCUUAUUCCCGGGGGCUGAUUCUCAGUCCUAAUUCUAACUUUGACUCUCACAGGCCUUCAGGCAAGUUCUCAGCUCUGGAUCCCUAUCUCCUGAAGACCCUGCCAGUCUUGAGCAGGCUCCUUGGGCAAUUAUAAUGCACAUGAUGGAGAGUCGAGGAGCCUCAACAUUUGUUCCAGCUACCAAAAUACACUUGUAGAGUUCUCAUUUACAGCAAUUUGACAUUUUUAGAGCAUCACUGAAACUUCUUCUCAUGAAGCUACAUUAGUUCCAUAUUACGGGUUUAGGAUAACAACAGUUAACAACAUUUCUAAACUGUUUGAAAGUAAUUUUGUUGCUCAAAUAAAGAGCCAGACAGUUAUAUUGCCCGUAAGAUUCCCUUACACAGAAAGCGGAGUGCGGCUCGUAAGAAGCCACAUUGAAUUACCUAUUCAAGUAGCAGAAAGCUGUUCUCUAGAGCUGCUUUUACAAGCUGCCAUCCCACUUAAUGACAACAGAGGGCUCAGCAGUGAUCUGCAGAACCUGUUCCUUGCUGCUGGGAAAACCAAACUGCUCAAAUAUCCGUGUUCUUUUGGACCUUUGGGGGAAGACAACACGCUGCUCCUGCUGUUUGCUUUCCCAUCACAGGAGUACGGCAUACCUCAGCCCUCAUAGCUUCAGUCACUUCCCAUUUCUUCAUGAAGUAUGUCCACCUGUGAGUAUGAGCAGCGCCCUGCUUUGGUGCCGUAACAGAUAAGCCUCAUUCCACAGCCAAGCUCUAAUGAAAACUGCCUGGCCAUAUGACUUCGAAGGGCAAGUGGCCCUCAGGCUCCUCCAGCCCCAGCCCCGACACUGCUGCCUGGCCUCUCAGGCACAAAACCUUCCAGCCAAACACGCGGAGGGCCAGCGUCCCAAUAGCCUGGUCUCGUCUCACAAGAGAGAAGGGGUAGGUGCCUCUUAGCUGUCUUCACACUUGCACUUCGUAGGACAGCAAAGCCUUAUUUUGUGAAUGCAGAACUUGCAUCACUGUCCCCCCACCACCCCCCCCGCCUCCAUGCAGGCUUUCUCUCCCCUGCUUUAUGACCUUGUGCACUGAACAGCUUUGACACAGCAAGUUUUCACUCCUCCAGAAGGAAGGAACCGGAAACAUAUGGUCCAACUCUUUUCCUACCACCACUUAAGACAGGCUUUGCUUAUGGAUCCUAAAAAAGCAGGAAAUAGCAAUAAUUCAGUACAGAGCAGCCACACCCUGGUCUGCCGCAUGCCGCGUCCCGAAAUAACGUUAGCCCAAGAAUUGGAGUUUGUCCUGCCACAGUUCACUUGCACCAGGUCCCAGGGACUCGGCAGUGGUGGUCAGGAGAUGUCCCGGGCAGGGGGAGGGGGGGACAGAGCUGACACACACCCCCACGAGUCAUCUCUCCCCAGUCCUACAUUUGUAAAUAGUAAGAUUUAAUUAAAAGAAGUGAAAGAAAAUAUAAUUAGGGUUACAAAAGGGAAUGGGAACUGCAACUAUUUUAUCACAAACACUUAUCCUAGAGACGAGAUUACUGUAGGUCAAAUCUUCCAAAUCGGUCAAGGAAACAACAACCACCCCCCCCCCCCCCAAACACUGCUGAAGAGAAGUGGGGGGUAUGGGACCCUCCCAGACCUCAACCCGCAGCUGAGCACCAGCCCCCUGGAGCCCCUUGUGCCGCUGAACCCUCACGCUAGUUAUUUGGCCGUUCAGCUGCCUCUUGGUGCCACCCUGCAGCGCCGCAGAGGGGACAGUGGCUUUAAACCCCGCCAUGGCCCAGAAAUGAGGGACACCAUGGUCUGAAAAAGGAGCUUCUUCCAUCCUCUUGUUAUCGAAACUUUUGCCCUUAAUUUGAGACAAUACUAGAAGAGACGGCUUCCUGACUGGAGAGACGGCCUCUCCCCGGAAUGUUUCAUGCCACUCUGCAGUGGGAUUUCAUAAAGUCCCCCCUCACCUUGGUCUUCGGGUUUCCGUCUUUUCUAGCAAAGUGAGCUCAGCCUCGGCAAACCUACAGCGUGCAGCGGUUGUUACCCGAGAACAGUUACACCUGGAAACUGCAUUGCUAAACGCAUUAUGAAGUGCUGCUAUAAAAAAUGAAAACACCAACCCAAACCCCAGACACGGCCCAGCUCGAGUAGGUGGGAGAGAAGCUGUUCCAAACCUGGUCACACAUCCCAGAAGAGACUGUACCUCCCCGCGGUGUUAACAUAGUACUGGAAUUGUCUAUGGACUUAUUUUUGACUUAUUUAUUUUCUAAAAAAAAAAAUAUAAAGCAUUGCAUUUCUUAAAAAAAAUGGGUCACCUUCUUUUGUAAUUGCAGUUAGUGGAUAUGGGAGCAAGUCCCAAGGGUUGGCCAACAUACGCACGUGUGAAUAGAGACAGCAGGUGCCCGGAGUUUUCUGCCAUCUGUGCUCACAGUUCUUGGAUUCAGCUUCUUCAGCUCCUAAACACGCGCUGAGGUGGGGUCUUAAACAUCGUCUCCUUCUCACACGCAUUCUCCUCUGCACGGCAGCGUUCCAUUCCUCAUUGUACUCUCUGCUCUCUCUCUACUCCCUUGUUCUAAGCAAAUGACUCACAGUC